Punica granatum (pomegranate) is the source of this 1517-nucleotide messenger RNA. The record is from RefSeq and is a predicted model, not a curated record. NCBI's taxonomy places the organism in Eukaryota, Viridiplantae, Streptophyta, Magnoliopsida, Myrtales, Lythraceae.
CAAAAUUACUCCCUCUAAACUCACCAGGCUCUCUCUCUCUCUCUCUAUAUAUAUAUAUAUAUAGUCAUACGAUUUGCCACCACAGCAGAGCUGCAGCAGCCAAAGCAUCGCAUCAAAACUAAAUACAAAUUUAUUUCAAAAUUCAAUUUUAUAUAUAUAUAUAUAUAUAUAUAUAUUAAUUAUGGGUAUUGACCUCGCUUUACCUCUUAGCCUUCCUAAGAUAGAUCUGUCAUCGGAUGAUCUGAGCCCCGGAACCACCUCCUGGGACCUUGUCCGAGGUGAUGUCUUUCGAGCCCUCGAAGAGUACGGCUGCUUCGAAGCCGUGUAUGGGGGCAAGAAGACUGAUGGCAGUGUCAUGGAGCAGCUCGAGGAGGUGUUCAACCUACCUUCCGAGACAAAGCGGCGGUUCGUCAAGCCUGGCGAUGUGCACUUCUUCGGGUACAGAGAAAGUACUCCAAGGAGCCCUCUAUACGAAAACAUGGCAAUGGGUGAAGUCCUAGACUCUCCGGCCGUUCAAAGCUUGGGUGACCUAUUAUGGCCGGAUCAUAGCAACCCAAGAUUCAGUGAGACCAUCAACACGUACGCUAGAAAGGCAGCAGAGUUGGAUCUAUUGGUGAAAAGGCUUGCUUUCGAAGCUCUGGGGGUAGAAAAAUACUUGGAUUCUCAUAUAGAACAUUUGACGCACUCAAUGACACUAAGCAAAUACAUAGCUCCAAACACAAUGGAGGAUCAAAUCGGAAUGGGCAUUCACACUGACAAGAAUUUUCUGACCAUACUUCAACAAAAUCAUGUCGAUGGGUUGGAAGUUCAGGCCAAAGAUGGAAGGUGGAUUAGGGCCACUCCUUCACCUUCAACAUUCAUUGUCAUAGUCGGAGAAUUAUUCCUCGGUUGGUGCAAUGGGAGGUUACAUUGUCCACGACACCGUGUGAUGAUAAAGGGAGAUCAGGUGAGGUACUCGAUCGGGCUAUUUUCCAAAUUAGGAGGAACGAUAAAGUGCCCCGAAGAGCUAGUCGAUGAGGAACACCCAAUGCUUUUCAAACCCUUUGAUGAAAUCGGAUUGUUUCGUUUUUUCCAAACCGAAGAAGGCUACAAAGCCGAGUCCACCGUUAGAGCCUAUUGUGGUGUUUGAAACUAUUUACGACAUAUGACGACAUCGGAUUGGGCACCUCAAGCGAAGAAAGCAGAUGACGGUGUUCUUUGGCAUAUGCGACGUGGUCAUCCUUCUUAGCAAAUAAAGGUUCAGGGUACCGCUGUUCACAUGGAAGACUCAGUUGAUGACAUUUGUGAUUUAUGUUGUUGUGCUAGGCAGACCCAUUUUAAAUUUCCAAUAAAGUAGAAUAUUCCGAUGCUUUUUAAACCCUUUGUUCAAGCUGGACUACUUCGUUUCUACAGAACUGAAGAAGACUUCAUAGUCGAAUCUACUAUAUUAAAGCCUGCUAUAUUAAAGCCUAUUGUGGUGUUUGAAACUUCGUAAUGUAGUUAUUAUUAUUAAAACUAAGAUCAGCUUUCAUCGUUCA